AUGCCKAGUUAUGCCAAGUUUCUGAAGGACAUCCUAAGCAAGAAGAAGAAGUUGACUGAAUAUGAGACAGUAGCCCUAACCGAAGGAUGUAGUGCGUUUUUGACCAAUAACAUACCCCCUAAGCUAAAAGAUCCAGGGAGUUUUACCAUUCAUUGUUCAAUAGGAGGGAAGGAGAUAGGGAAAGCCCUAUGUGACUUAGGAGCUAGUAUCAACCUUAUGCCCUUGUCUGUUUUCAACACCCUAGGCAUAAGAGAAACUAGACUGACCACAGUCACACUCCAAUUGGCCAACAAGUCCAUAGCAUAUCCUAAAGGGAAAAUUGAAGAUGUUUUGGUACAAGUUGACAAGUUCAUAUUUCCGGCGGACUUUAUCAUUCUAGAUUUUGAGGCGGAUAAUGACAUUGACCAUUUCUAG
Molecule: messenger RNA, 414 nt
Organism: Cynara cardunculus var. scolymus (artichoke)
Lineage: Eukaryota; Viridiplantae; Streptophyta; Magnoliopsida; Asterales; Asteraceae
Exons: 1
Coding region: 1-414 (137 amino acids)
Source: RefSeq, a predicted model, not a curated record